GAGCAUUUACAAAUGACAGAUAACUCUUCACUCAUUUCACAUUGGAUAAUCGGCAGACAAUCACACUUUUUUGAAUAAUUCUGCUUUAAGAUCAAUUUCUAUCAUUUUCGAGGAAGAAUUUGAUUAAAAAUGGCAACAUUUAGUGCAGUUAGAUCGAUUUUCAAGCCAGCAAAUCGCGUAUUCUUGCAUCAUGCCUUUAACAGCAAAGGAGGUGCUAUGUCGCAAUUUUACAACUUCCAACCGAUUUUCCAAAGUCGUUGCUAUUGUGAAAAAAAAGUUUUCAAACGUGACAAACCACAUUGUAACAUCGGAACCAUUGGGCACGUAGAUCACGGAAAGACAACAUUGACAGCUGCCAUCACCAAGAUAUUAAGUGAAAAAGAUUUGGCCGAAAUUAGAGACUACGAUGAAAUCGAUAAUGCACCAGAAGAGAAGGCCCGUGGAAUCACCAUUAACGCUGCCCACAUCGAAUAUGCCACUGAAAGUCGUCAUUAUGCUCAUACGGAUUGUCCCGGUCAUGCCGAUUUCGUUAAAAACAUGAUUACUGGAGCAUCUCAAAUGGAUGGAGCAAUUUUGGUGGUGGCCGCAACCGACGGUGCUAUGCCACAAACUCGUGAGCAUUUGUUGUUGGCAAAACAAAUUGGUGUGAAACACAUUAUUGUUUACAUAAACAAGAUCGACGCAGCGGAUGAAGAAAUGGUUGACCUGGUUGAGAUGGAAAUUCGCGAAUUGAUGAGCGAAAUGGGCUUUGAUGGUGAUAAUUUGCCAGUCGUUCGAGGUUCUGCAUUGAAUGCAUUAGAAGGCAAAAAUGCUGAAAUUGGCUCGAAUUCAAUUACGAAUCUAUUGAAAGAGGUUGACAGCUAUAUUCCAACGCCGGAACGUGAAUUAGAUAAACCAUUCAUGAUGCCAGUCGAACAUGUAUUCUCAAUUCCAAAUCGUGGUACGGUCAUCAGUGGCUUAUUGGAACAAGGAAUCAUUAAGAAAGGAAACGAUGUUGAAAUUGUUGGAUACAAUAGAACGGUUAAAUCGACAGUAACUGGCGUCGAAAUGUUCCAUCAAUUGUUAGAACAAGCACAAGCCGGUGAUCAGCUGGGAGUAUUAAUUCGUGGUGUAAAACGUGACGAUGUUAGACGUGGAAUGGUUUUAGCUAAACCGGGAUUAUUAAAAAUGAACGACCAUGUUGAAGCGCAAGUUUAUGUUCUUAAGAAGGAAGAAGGUGGCCGAUCAAAACCAUUCGCGUCAUUUGCCAAUAUGAAUCUUUUCUCAAAAACUUGGGAUUGUAUGGCUCAAGUUUUGGUGCCAGAAGGAUCAAUUGUCAUGCCAGGCACACACGCAAAACUCACAUUGAAACUCAUUAAGCCCAUGGUACUCAACAAGGGCCAACGUUUUACCAUUCGUGAUGGCAAAGUUACAGUCGGCACUGGUGUUGUGACUGAUCUAAAUCAACCACUCACAGAAGACGAACGAGUUGAAGUGAUGGGUGGCAAGAAAGCCAGAGAAAAGGCUGCAAGAAAAGAAGCCGAGAAAGCAGCAAAAAAAGCUUCAAAGAAAGGAAAAUAAAUAUUUUAAUCCAUUUAUAGUUGUACACCACUUAUUAUUGAAAAUUAUAGCAUUUAAUGUAUCACCAUUGGAAAAUAAAAUUUAACAAAAAAUGAACUA
Contarinia nasturtii (swede midge) is the source of this 1659-nucleotide messenger RNA. RefSeq names its product elongation factor Tu-like. Gene Ontology annotation, cellular component: mitochondrion. Gene Ontology annotation, biological process: mitochondrial translational elongation. The record is from RefSeq and is a predicted model, not a curated record. The transcript has 5 exons. Gene Ontology annotation, molecular function: translation elongation factor activity; GTPase activity; GTP binding. Lineage: Eukaryota; Metazoa; Arthropoda; Insecta; Diptera; Cecidomyiidae. The coding region runs from base 130 to 1560 and encodes 476 amino acids.